Penicillium verrucosum is the source of this 882-nucleotide messenger RNA. RefSeq lists its product as uncharacterized. The transcript has a single exon. The coding region runs from base 1 to 882 and encodes 293 amino acids. Lineage: Eukaryota; Fungi; Ascomycota; Eurotiomycetes; Eurotiales; Aspergillaceae. The record is from RefSeq and is a predicted model, not a curated record.
AUGCGCUCCUCCAUCGUCAACACCCUCAUGUUCUUGGCUGUCUCGCCCCUAUGUGUCCUCGCGCGCCCCGUGGACCCCAACGAUGUGGCCGGACAGUGGGACCCGAGUGGACAAUACCGAAAGGGCCAAUGGCAGAAUGGCGUGUUCGUUGCCAACAACGGAGAUAACCGCUACAACCAGAACGGCCAAGUUGAGCAGAGUGGCCAGUGGCGCGACAACAACAACAACAAUCAGAAUGGCCAAUACAAUCAGAACGGUCAACAAAACAACCAAAAUGGCUGGACUGAUUCCAACGGUCAGUGGCAUGCGAACAACCAGAACGUUCAGAAUGGCCAGAAUAGCCAAAAUGGACAGGACGGUUGGACCGACGCGAACGGCCAGUGGCACGCCAAUGAUGGUGCUGUGCAGCCUCGCGAUGGAGAAAAUGACAACCAGAAGAACCACAAUGGCUGGACUGAUAUCAACGGACAAUGGCACGCUGGUAACCGAAAUGAUCAGAAUGGUUGGACUGAUGCCAAUGGCCAAUGGCACCCGAACAACCAGAACAACCAGAACAACCAGAACGGCUGGACUGACGAGAAGGGUCAAUGGCACGCCAACAACCAAAAUGGUCAGAACAACCAGAAUGGCUGGACCGAUGCCAACGGUCAGUGGCACGCAAACCAGAAGCGCCAGGCAACUCCCACCACCAACCAGAAUGACCGUCUGAACGAGGUUGCCCAUGAUAAUAACAACGCUCAGGUUACUCCCAGCUCCCAAAACAGCAAGUACCAGAGCUACGGUAACUACAAGAACUACGGUUCUUACCAGAACUACCCCGCCAACGGACAGAACCAGGCUCAGAACAAGGAUACCAAGGCUGUCAAUGGUCAGCAGGAGUAA